Messenger RNA from Sesamum indicum (sesame), 1344 nucleotides. RefSeq names its product Ubiquitin-conjugating enzyme/RWD-like protein. NCBI's taxonomy places the organism in Eukaryota, Viridiplantae, Streptophyta, Magnoliopsida, Lamiales, Pedaliaceae. Gene Ontology annotation, cellular component: ESCRT I complex. Gene Ontology annotation, molecular function: ubiquitin binding. Gene Ontology annotation, biological process: endosome to lysosome transport; protein transport; protein modification process. The record is from RefSeq and is a predicted model, not a curated record.
AAGUCAUGUUGACUGGUACCUUAUUUUAAGAACAAAUUAAAAUACAAGUCGGAAAUUUCCUUUAUGUUUUAUUGCAACUAACAAACAACUAAAAGACAGUAAAAUACUUUCUGGAAAUAUACAUAAACAUUGACGUCCCCCCAAACAAGUCUUUAAUUAAUACCAUCAUCGCUUUCUUGAGUCUUGCAUGCCAAUCCACCCAACACCCUCUCAUCUUCUUCAUAUAUUAGCCUCCUUCUAAAGCUUUUCACCAAACAGUCCCUUAUGUCUUCUCCAAACCCGAUCCAUUUCGUCGAAGACGCGCUCUUCUGUGCUGGUCCGCUUGCCCUCUCCUACUCCGAUCCGGAUCAGAAAUGGGUCAUCCGGGAACACCUCAUUUCUCUCUUUCAGGAUUUCCCUUCUCUCAGACCCUCUACAGGUUUCUUCACCCACAACGACGGCACUGAGGUUAAACUCCUCUACGCUACCGGUGACCUACCCGUUUCUCGGCCCAGCCCGCCCGUGCCCGUAACCAUUUGGGUGCCGGAACUCUACCCGCAAGCGCCUCCGUUUGUCUAUGUGAACGUAGAGUGUGUUAUGCAUCCCAUCUACGAUCACCACCCGUUUGUUGAUUCUUCCGGCGCCACCGUAUCUUCCUACCUUCUAAACUGGCAAUUUUCUAAGUGUAAUCUCUCCGACCUCGUCCGCAGUCUGAUCAAGCUCUUCUCCCACAACCACCCGUUUCACUAUUCGGGCCCCCCGAGUUCGACCCACCCGUCGAUGGUCACGAAAAUGGAGGCAGUGGACCGGGUCGCCUGCAUGAUCCACUACGACAUGGCGGCGAUCAGGGCGAAGAACGGAGAAGAAAUCGAAAGAUUUUCAGCCCUUCAAUCCGAGUUGAAGAAACGAGCUGAAAUUGUGGAGUAUAUGAUGCUUGAACUCCAGGAAGAAAAGAAAGAGUUGAAGGGAAGAACAAGGGAGCUGUAUGAUGAAUCCGAUAGGCUGGUGAAUUGGUUGAAAGUCCAUUCAGCUGGUUUUCCCAUAGACGACGCGUUUGGAGCUGGGAAUAGAAAGUCGGAAAUGAUUAGGGAGUGUUUGGCAGGUGAUUUAGCAGUGGAGGAUUUGAUGUAUGCGUUGGAGAAAGGAAUUGAGGAGGGAGUGGUGAGUUUCGAGGCUUAUAUGAAGCAGGUGAGGGUCUGUGCUCGAGAGCAGUUCUUGCAUAGAGCUAAAUUGGUGAAGAUUGGAAGAGGCCCAAUGUUUUAGUUUGUUUGUUUUUUUCUCCAUCUUUUUCAUUUAACAAAUUCUUGUACCAAAGUGAAGUAGGGUCUAAUCCAAUCAUUUCAUUAAAAGUGUUCAUGAGCUUAA